UCCCUCAAGCAGAGCGCACAAGGAACGCGAACAGGCGCUGUCUUAGGCCCCGCCAGCGCCACCGCCCUCAGUCUCUUCCCGACCGGCAAGGACGACGGACGGACUUUCGUAGCCGAGCUGUAACCAAGAUGAUGAAGCGCACUGCUCUCCUGCUGCUCGUGGCGCUGGGGCUGGCCGUGGGGGCGCCCCGGGACCCCGAGGAGGGCCGCGUGUCCAGCAGCCUUCCCGCCGAGCACCGCCAGGACCUUCCGCCCAUCCGGGUGCUGGAGACGCUGGACGCGACGGUCGAUGCAGUCAUCAACUCGAAGACCGUGGCGGCCAUCGACGAGGCGGCCGCCCAGGUGGCGCUGCUCUUCGGCGACGUGGUGGAGGACGUGGGCGACUUCGUGGUGGACAGGGUGCAGGACCUCCCGCAGACCAUCGACCGCGUCUCGCAGCGCGUGGGCGACGCCGUCGAAAGCGGCAAUGAGCGGGUGGUGAUCGUCGUGAAGGGCGUGAAGAGGAAGGUCAAGGACACCCAGAACAUGACCAUGGCGACCGUGGACAAGGUCGUCGACGCUUUCAAUACGUCGCAAGUCGUGUCGAGCUUCCAGAAACUCGGCGAGCGUCUUGCCACCUCCUUCACGCGCAUUGUGGGAUCCAUCUUCAACAACAUGGAGAAAAUUGACUCGGCCGUAGCCCACAGCAUAAGGCGCGUGUCCGAGAGCGCCAUGCCCAACACAGACACCGCAGAGCAGGACACAAAACCGGAGGACACCACACAAGACUCAGUCCUUCGAGAGAAUGAAAUUCGAAAGUUGGUUUAGACUUGCGUCGAUUUUCACUCACAAGGUUUUAUUGUGUUAGCAACAGGUAUUAACUUCAGUGAAUCGUAGUACAGGUACAAUCACGCAUCUCUGUACAGGUAAAUGGUACAACUGAAUGGAUGGAAAUCUUGUUCUAUCCGUUUUUCUAUUCAAAGAAUAAUUUGCAAAGAACUUACAACUGUAUUUUAGGCGACGUUUUAUAUGGUCUGUAUGUUUGUUUUGUUUACUAAUACCUUAACCUACAAAUAUUUAAGGUAUUUAUUUAUUUUAUUUCUAAAUAUAUUAACCCAGGUGUCUACAUUAGCUGUCAACACUUGCUUCAAGAAAAGCUAGAGUUGGUCUAAAAACCUUUGAUAUUUUGGCAUUAUAUCCCGAAACAUUUGUAAAAUGUAGAGGAGAACAAAUAAAUUAUUCAAGAAAUA
Molecule: messenger RNA, 1228 nt
Organism: Penaeus indicus
Lineage: Eukaryota; Metazoa; Arthropoda; Malacostraca; Decapoda; Penaeidae
Exons: 6
Coding region: 129-806 (225 amino acids)
Source: RefSeq, a predicted model, not a curated record